Molecule: messenger RNA, 258 nt
Organism: Paramecium tetraurelia
Lineage: Eukaryota; Ciliophora; Oligohymenophorea; Peniculida; Parameciidae
Exons: 2
Biological process (GO): DNA-templated DNA replication; DNA synthesis involved in DNA repair
Cellular component (GO): delta DNA polymerase complex
Molecular function (GO): DNA-directed DNA polymerase activity
Source: RefSeq, a predicted model, not a curated record
AUGAAUGACGAUUAUUCGAGGACCUGUACUUUUGAAGAACUAAAAUAAAGAGUUCCUGAAAAAUAACCCUCAUAGAGAUAAAUUUCUGUUCUAAUUGAUUAAUUUGAUUGGGAUUCCAAAUAUGGUCCUUAUUCUGGUAUGACGAGAGAAGAAAGAUACAAUAGAGCUGUUAAUAAUGGAUUAUAUCCUCCUCCAGAAAUCAAAAAUUACUUGACCUCAAAGCCUCAUCCUUAUUCUUAAUUUUAUAAAUUGUGUUGA